AUGCCCUCAUAUAGAAUGGAUAGAAAGUCUGCUAGAAUAAAAGCAGAGUUGCAAAGAUAUGGUUGGAGAGUUUCGAAGAAUUUUAAAUAUAGGAAGGGAAGACCCAUAAAAGUCUAUGACAAAUUGUCUGGUCUUCGCUACGAAAUGGAUUUGGAAACAGCACGUGCCAAUUAUCCAAACAGACUAGAGAGGUUAGAAGAAGAACGUCUUAUGGACAUGCCUUUCGAUGUUAGUGAACCUCAAGUUGAAGGACACGACGGCUUUGCCAGAUUCUACUGGAAACAUGACGAACAAUUGCAUCCUUUGAGAAGGAAAAAAGGAAAAGGUGAAGACGCACAUGCUCCCAUGGAAAGAACAAGAUAUGCAUAUGAAAAGUACCGUGAAGUUAGAAGUCAAAUUACAUCUGGUCGAACCUUUACAGUAAACUUUGACAAAGGAAAGAACAAAGAAGGCUUCAUGGGAGUACUUGCUGCAAUUCAAGACGGAAAUAAGAAAGGACACAAUCUCAGAUUGACCAUAACAGAUUUGGAUGGUCACAUUUACUAUGCACAUGGCAAUGAACAAACAGCCGCAAAACUUCUUGACGCUUUCAAGACUACAAAGAGAGAACAAAUGGUUGACUCCGACUCAGAUAUUUUGAAUGCAAUUGAAGGAAUUGCAAUUGUCAAGUUCGAAUGGUACCAACCUAACCCUCAAGCAGUCAGACAACAUGCUGGAUACUUCCCCUUCAUAAAUAAGUCUGACAUUGACUUGACAAGGUAUGGAAUUUACAAUUCAAUUGAAACAAUUGUCAAUGAACCUUGUAUUCUUACAUGUCUCAGGAACUCUGGUCUUGUUACAGAUGAGAAGAUGAAGUAUCUUGAGUCAUGUGUGAAGACAAGGUACAUUCUCAGAGGUCAAUUGGCAAAAAUUGCACCGUUGGCAAAUGUCAAUAUCCGAGUCAACAUACCUACAGCUAAAGGUUCUUCACAUGACGACUAUGUUGUUGACAAAGACUUACAAUGGUUGAAGAUUGUAAUUGUCCACAACCACUUCAUGUUGAACGAAAGUCUUACAAACCCAUUGUUCGGAAAAGGCAAGUGCAACAUUGUCAGAGCUGUAAACAUUCUUUUCGAGAAAGGUUUGUUGGAACCAAUUCCAGAUGACAAGCUGACAGA
This is a messenger RNA of Trichomonas vaginalis G3, 1157 nucleotides long. RefSeq lists its product as uncharacterized. Lineage: Eukaryota; Parabasalia; Trichomonadida; Trichomonadidae. The annotation marks the transcript as partial. The transcript has a single exon. The record is from RefSeq and is a predicted model, not a curated record.